GGGAUGGCCACAACAUGGCAGAAAAUCCAACUGUUCUACCAAGGGGUGCUAGAUAAUGGAGACAAAAGAACUGACAGCUGGUUGCUGGUGUACUCACCUGUGCCAAUCACUUGCAUCUUCCUGUGCUACCUGCUCCUCAUAUGGGUGGGCCCCAAGCUGAUGGCUCAGAGACAGCCAGUCAACCUCAAGCCUGUGCUCAUCAUGUACAACUUUGCUAUGGUCUGCCUGUCUGCCUAUAUGUUCUAUGAGUUCACAGCGUCAUCCUGGUUGGCAAACUAUAGUAUAUUAUGUCAGCCAGUGGACUACAACACCAGCCCACUGGCAAUGCGGAUGGCCAAGGUCUGCUGGUGGUUCUACUUCUCCAAAGUCAUCGAGCUCAGUGAUACUCUUUUCUUCAUCCUGAGGAAGAAGAACAGUCAGCUGACGUUCCUGCAUGUCUACCACCACGGCACCAUGAUCUUCAACUGGUGGGCUGGGGUCAAAUACGUGGCAGGAGGCCAGUCCUUCCUUAUAGGCCUUAUCAACUCAUUGGUGCACGUGGUGAUGUAUCUAUACUAUGGGCUGGCAGCGCUGGGGCCUCACAUGCAGCAGUAUCUGUGGUGGAAGCGCUACCUCACUUCCCUGCAGCUGCUCCAGUUCUUCAUAGUGACCAUCCACACCAGCUACAACCUGUUCACUGACUGCGACUUCCCAGACUCCAUGAAUGCUGUGGUGUUUGCCUACUCCCUCAGCCUCAUCGUACUCUUCAGAAACUUCUACUAUCAGAGCUACCUCACCAAGAAGAGCAAACAGACAUGAGACACGGAUGUAGAGGCAAUUAUUACUUUUAUUAAAUUGAUCAUGUAUGUUUUUUAAAUAUUUAUUGACCCUUCACGUUUAAGUAAAGCAGGUCUCUAUCCGCUGGACAUAAG
Oncorhynchus masou masou (cherry salmon) is the source of this 911-nucleotide messenger RNA. It is a transcript of the gene elovl8a, whose product is annotated as ELOVL fatty acid elongase 8a. The record is from RefSeq and is a predicted model, not a curated record. The transcript has 7 exons. Gene Ontology annotation, cellular component: endoplasmic reticulum membrane. Gene Ontology annotation, biological process: fatty acid elongation, polyunsaturated fatty acid; fatty acid elongation, saturated fatty acid; very long-chain fatty acid biosynthetic process. Lineage: Eukaryota; Metazoa; Chordata; Actinopteri; Salmoniformes; Salmonidae. Bases 4 to 798 code for a protein of 264 amino acids. Gene Ontology annotation, molecular function: fatty acid elongase activity.